AUGUCACAUUUCCUUGGCCUCCGUGGCCGUCGCCUCAACUAUGUGGCAUUGCUUGGCGUGUUUAUGCCCACCAUGAUGUCAAUGGGCUAUAACCUGGGAUCACUUGGAGGUGUCCUGACACUGGAGAGGUUUGAAGCCCAGUUUCCUCAACUCGACGUGAACCAUGCCCACCCUUCUGAGAGGCAUUACAAGUCCACCCUACAGGGCACUGUUGUGGCCUUGUAUGCGGUAGGUGGAUUUUUAGGAGCAAUGGUCUGUAUUGGAUGGGGCGACGUAAUAGGCCGUCGGCGAACUAUCAGAAUUGCUUCAGUGAUCCAAUUAAUCGGAGCGUUCCUCAUGGCUAGCUCGUUCAAUAUUUCCCAGCUUGUGGCAUCGCGCGUUGUGCUAGGUCUUGGCUGUGGUGGUCAAUUGGCAACUGUUCCAAUUUGGCAGUCUGAAAUAUCACCAGCAAAGAAGCGAGGUGCGCAUGUUGGAACCACAGGUGUCUUUGUUGGCAUGGGCUUGACCAUGGCUUUACUCGUGGAUCUUGGCAUGUCUUUUGUUCACCGUAGCGUCAGCUGGCGCCUGCCAGUCGCCCUGCCAAUCUUAUUUUCUCUUCCGGUUAUCACAUUCACUUCUCGGCUACCCGAAUCACCGCGCUGGCUGAUCCAUCGAGGUCGACUUCCCGAGGCCCGUGAAGUGAUAGCAUCACUCAGAGACACAACAACAGACAAUGAAAUGAUAGAGAAAGAGAUAGAAGAUGUGAUGUCCUCCUUGGCUAUUGCUGGCAAGGGAUCUUUCGCUCAAGUCUUUCAAAUGGGACACCAGAGGAUAUUCCAUCGCGCAUCACUCGCAGUAGGAGGCUUAGUGCUGUUACAACUAACAGGGAUCAGUUGUAUCACAUUCUAUAGUACGACAAUCUUUGAAACACACCUUCACAUCCACCCGGUCACCUCAAGAAUUCUAGCAGCAGGCUAUCAGUUGUCCGGUACAAUUGGCGGAAUCGUCUGCGUCUUUACCAUAGAAGGAUUUGGUCGCCGACCCCUACUAUUGCUAAGCGCAGUUGCCAACACAAUCUGCAUGAUUCUCAUCGCUGGGCUCAGCUCUCCAGCAACAAACAACAUCGGCUCGCAUGCAGCGGUGGUAUUUAUGUUCCUCUUUCAUUUUAGCAUGACUGUCGGCUUUGGUGGAAUUCCAUUCCUGUAUGCCUCUGAAAUAACACCCCUCAGUCUACGUACCACAAUCAACGGAAUCAGCUCCGGUAUAUGGUGGGCCCUCAGUGCUUUGGCUGCCUUGGUCACACCGAUCGCCUUCAAUGCUCUUGCAUGGAAGUUUUAUCUUAUAUUUACGUGUCUAAAUGCCACAAUGAUACCUAUCAUAUACUUAUUAUUCCCGGAGACAGCAGGCCUCGCGUUGGAGGAUAUUGAUGAGUUGUUCAUCAUGUCGACGGGGGUUUUGGACACCGUUCGCGUGGCAAGAAAACUGCCGCAUAAGUCGAAAGAUGCUCCACUCCAAGGAGAUACUGAUUCUGAAAAGAGCAAUGGAGCUCCAUUGAGGAGAUGCAGAUCGCUAUGA
Molecule: messenger RNA, 1554 nt
Organism: Penicillium soppii
Lineage: Eukaryota; Fungi; Ascomycota; Eurotiomycetes; Eurotiales; Aspergillaceae
Product: Major facilitator superfamily domain general substrate transporter
Exons: 2
Coding region: 1-1554 (517 amino acids)
Biological process (GO): transmembrane transport; carbohydrate transport
Cellular component (GO): membrane
Molecular function (GO): carbohydrate:proton symporter activity
Source: RefSeq, a predicted model, not a curated record